Molecule: messenger RNA, 1206 nt
Organism: Ipomoea nil (Japanese morning glory)
Lineage: Eukaryota; Viridiplantae; Streptophyta; Magnoliopsida; Solanales; Convolvulaceae
Product: GATA type zinc finger protein asd-4-like
Exons: 2
Coding region: 281-883 (200 amino acids)
Source: RefSeq, a predicted model, not a curated record
CACGUUGGACACCUAUUAAAGCAGUGUCCCUGGUUACAACAUGGCAGAAUAAAUGUCGGAACAAACAACACCGCUGUCUUCCCCACUCUAUAUAUUGCUCUCCCUCUCCCCUACCCUCUUUGACAAACCAAAAGCCUGAGAAUUUUUUUAUCUUUUUUUUAAAUACCCUUUUUAAAAAACUCAUUUUCUUCUCUAGCCACUAAAAUAUCCUGCAUUUCUUACAUAUCCUGCCCAAAGGGGAUAGUUUAUUGACGAGAUAUUAAGCUCAUUGGGAGAGAACAUGGGGGGUUGUGCCACCAAGCCUAAGGUGUUGAAGGACGGCGCCGCCGGAGCUCCGAUGCCUGAGGCGCAGAAGGAAGAGAGUGCCGCCGAGGACUUGACGGCGGUGAAAGAAGGAGCCGCCGGGGCUGAUGACGAGGCCAACAAACGCCGUUCUUUAAGCAACCUGUUCAAGGAGAGCGAGGAGAAGAGCUUAGAGGAUGGGAAAGAUGAGACUUACGAAACCAAGCAAGCAACUGAUCUGUCUGCACCCAAUUCAAAAGAAACCGAAAAGCCCAAAUGUGCAGAGGAGCAGACUCCAGCUCCAGUCGUCGUUGAUGCUCCUGCAAAAACCGAAGCACAAAAGACGCAAGAAGUUGCAUCAACAGCAGAGGUCCCGAAGCUUGAAACGUCUUGCGAGGAGAAAAUAGAGGAUGUUAAACCAACAACUGAGGUGAGAACUGAAGAGGAGAAGCCCACCGAAGAUUCUCAGAAAUCUGACACUCCUGUGGAGAAAAAAACAGAAAACCAAAAUCCCGAGAAGAAAACAGAACAAGCACCAGCAAUGCCUCAAAUAGAGGACAAGAAACCUCCCAGUACACUAGAGAAGAUGACGGAGAACUGAAAGAAUGUCGAGUGUUCUAUGUACAAUGCAGAAUACUAGACCAUAUUCAAUCAGAAGAUCACCCACCUUUUCCUUUCAGCUAAAGGGUAUCAGUAACCAUUAGCGGGAACUGGGAAGGAGUCAAUUCUUUUGAAGGAUCAAUAUUUUGUACCAUUUUCCGUGUGGUUUGGGCUUGAAUUAUUUCCUAGGAUCAAUACUGUGCACCAUAUUCUGUGUGAUUUGAGCUUUGUGACAUUAAUGUUUUCCCCUUGUCUACUUGUGUGUCUGUAUUGGCUCUUAAAGACCAAAUCUUUUUUGUACAAUCCAUUUUCAUUGUAUCUGCA